Molecule: messenger RNA, 1537 nt
Organism: Strigops habroptila (Kakapo)
Lineage: Eukaryota; Metazoa; Chordata; Aves; Psittaciformes; Psittacidae
Gene: CCDC12
Product: coiled-coil domain containing 12
Exons: 7
Coding region: 648-1055 (135 amino acids)
Cellular component (GO): post-mRNA release spliceosomal complex; U2-type spliceosomal complex
Source: RefSeq, a predicted model, not a curated record
AAGGAAAAGAAAGAUUUUUCAGGCUUGUGGUGGGAAGAACAGCCAUGGCUCAAUGUGAAUAUUUUUGCUAAAUAUCUCUUUAGGAUUUCUGAACCUGCUUAUCACCCUCCUGGAUAAAAUUCUAGCAAGAAUGAGGGGAAUGCAGGCUGUACGUGCGUGCAUUAGAAGUAGGAAGAUAUGAAAGGAAUGAGAAGGGACUUUGAGUGCAAGAAGGUACUUCCCACAACUUUGAAUACUGUGUGGUCUGAAGGGUGUCUAAAUAUUACCCAGUGCUAAGCUCACACCAGAAAGUUACAGCAGGCUGUGUGUGCUCUUCCUCAGCCAAGCUCAUGGUCUUUAUUGAACAAAUAUAUCUCUGCAAGUAUCACAAGGUUACUAUGGAGUUAAAAAUAAAACUAAAAUUGCGAAAAGGGAAUUAAAACUGUACUGAGUAUUUGGUUUAGGAAUGAUGAUUAUCUUUUAUUUUCUUUCUGAAAAGACAGGACCAUUUUUAUUGCCCUUUGAUCAGGAGCUGAACCUGAACAACUCCAGUCACUGAUGAGCCUGAACUAGAACUAUUUCCUGGAUUGCCUCUCUGUUUGCAUGUAAUCUAAUUUUUAACCCAGGUCACAGAAUAGACUUUUAAAGUUUGUGUAGUCAAGACACACAUGAAUAAGGACAGCGGCGAAUGUGAGAACAAGCGUCCCAGAGAAGAUGACGAAGAGGAGGCCGUCAAGCACAAGGAGCUCAAACUGCGAAACUAUGAUCCCGAAGAUGAGGAGCUGAAGAAGAGGAAGAUGCCCCCGGCCAAGCCGGCCUCAGUGGAAGAUAAGGUGAAGGACCAGCUGGAGGCUGCCAAGCCAGAGCCCAUCAUCGAGGAGGUGGAUCUGGCAAACCUGGCACCCAGGAAACCAGACUGGGAUUUGAAGCGAGAUGUAGCGAAGAAACUGGAGAAGCUGGAGAAGAGGACGCAGAGAGCCAUCGCUGAGCUGAUAAGAGAGCGGUUGAAAGGGCAAGAGGAGGAGCUGGCAUCUGCUGUUGGGUCAGCAAAGCAGGAGGGAAGUGACUCUGACUGAGGAGGUCCAUCUACCAGCCUCGGGCUUGGGAUCUGCUUCUGCCGGCAAUGCUGAUCCCGUUGCUCUCAGGUAGAGGCACCUUGUUGGGACAUGCUGCUCACCAGCCCUUAGAGAGCCACGACCAUUUCCUAGGGGACUGAUUCUCCUCUUCCUGCACAGAGAUGCCUUUUUCAAGGUGCUCCUUUCUGUAGAAGAGCUGGUGAAACUGCCAUGUGGGGAACAAAGAGGUCUUUUUCCCUGGGGGAACAUCCAUGGUCAGACCCAGUAUGUGCAGAGUAACUCUCCUGGAAGUGGCUGAGUGGCUCGGGAUCCGCUCGCUGCUUGGUGUUAACUUGGGGUUUGUUCUGCUCCUGGAAGUUUCCCGAUCCUCCAGGCUGUGCAGCAUGUCUAUGUAUGUACAACUCUUCUAUAUAUUUUGUAAUUGUCAAAGUUUUGUUGUUAACAGAUCUUUUAAUAAUAAAACAGUCCUACAGUGGAAGAAA